AUGAGAUACGGGGCUGAAUUUGUCGCCGUUGUGGUUGUGGUCGUUUUGCUUCGGCUCGGCUCCUCAGAGGAUCCCUUCUGCUCCAUCACUGAGAUUGCAGUAGGUUCAAUUAAAGAUCGUAUCAUCUCUGACACCACAAACCGUCUGUACAUCAUCGACGCCACCGAGCUCAACUGUUAUGGCAGGAUCAAAGGAUGGGUCUUCUACAGCACACUCAGCCAACCCUUCAAGCCGGGCGUCUGGCGCAAGACCACGGGCAACUACUACAAGCUGGUCGGGGAGAACACCAUGUCGGCUACCUCGAGCGGGUACACAUCCGUGGAGGUGCCGGCUGCCGAUCGGAUCUCCUUCCAGCCAGGUGACAUGCUCGGUUUCAGGCACUCAAGUCCGGCGAUGCAUUAUGAUCUGAGUUUGGAGUCCACGACGCUGCGUUAUGUCGGAAUAUCUGAUUACUCGACGGAGAUUGCAGUCGGUUCCGUGUACACUGUCAGUACCACUACUGAGAGGGCUUACUCCAUCAAAGCUUACUUCGAAGAUGAAGAUUACACCGUGGACUGUGCCGAAGAGACCCACGGACCUCCACCCGAAAGCCGCUCAAGUAAUGACGGUGAUAACUACAUCAUGAUCAUGCACAGCCAGCCUUUCACAUGCUAUGGCCAGGUGAAAGGAUGGAGUUUCUACGCGGCCACAAACGGCGGCUUUAAGGCGGGAGUGUACCGAGCCAACAAUGACGCCGAGACAACCUUCCUCCUGACGGGAGAGAUCGAAAUCCCAGGUAGUGUGUACGACAGUAACCAGGCCAACACGCACCUCGUUGAGAACGAGGAGGAGUGGCUGUAUUUUGAACCUGGUGACGUCAUUGGAUGGAGAUGGAAGAGUGGUGGAUCCCGUAUCCGAUGGGAUACAGGGGCAGCUGAGUCCAUGGAUAUGCGCUACACAGGUCACACUGAUGCCUACUAUGUUGAUUAUGGAGUGGGUGAUACCUUUUCUGUUGGCAGCAGUUUGGGCAGAGCGUAUUCGCUACAGGCUGUCAUCUCUCCAAUGGGAUACAAGGGUUGCUUCCAUGAGAAUUACGCCAGCCGUGAGUUCACCGUUCCGAUGGGUCAGUUCAGCUUGAUGGAGAUGACCCCUGAAUUAUGCAUUUCUCGCUGUGCCAAAAGAUCUUAUACAUAUGCUGCUCUUCAGCAAGGGGACUUAUGUUUCUGCAGCCAGAGCUACGGUCAAAACGGCAUUGGCAACUCUACACUCUGUACCGAUCCAUGCCCGGGCAAACCAAUGUAUACAUGCGGUGGUGUAUUGACCAAUAAAGUCUACUCAACACCUCUUGUUCUUGUCGGCUUCACUCUGGAGGAACUUCCAGAUUUGGAGUUGUGUUACGAGCCAGUUGAUAUGGCUGGUAACAUCACCAGAGGGACCGGUGUGACUUAUGACUUUUACUACGGGGAUGGAUUCUCAGACAUUGCAGUAGCAGAAGCGGCAGUAUCUCAUCACUACAACAAACCUGGAACAUACUCCAUCUCGGCAUCUGCCACCGAUCUUUGGUUGAACAAGGAGACCCAGACGAUCAGCGUUACUGUUGAAACCAACAUGACGGACGUGAUGGUAGACUGCCCUCUUGCUGUUGAGUAUCUCAGUAGAUUCGGAUGUGAUUUCUACGUCUACCAGGGAACCAACUUGAGUGCCACAGUUGACUUUCAGGACGGCCGAGUCGUCACUUUUGAUGUUGAAGAUGCGGAGACACUGUUCUAUGGGCAGAUGCUUGACCAAGAUGAGACAAUCAAUAACCAGCCAAACAGCUAUGUCUUCCUGAUGAUUAAUUCCGUUAUUGAACAUGAUGGCCGCCUGGUAGCGUGGGAGAUGAAUGCAAUCACCACUGGCACAAUAGCACUGCAGGUUUAUCGUCCCCGUUGCACUAACAAUGAGGUGUACUGCCAUAGGACAGCAGCCUGCCACCGACCAAGUGUCGACUGCCAACAGGAGGCGAGCAUCUGGAGCAAGACAUGCGCCGAUACUGGCCACUAUAGUUUCAACCGCCGUGACUGCGUCAAGAGCGCAGACGGAUCCUUACAGGGCCGCUACCGCUUAAGCUCCUUACCACUUGACUACGACUUUGUGAGUGAGGUAUCCUACAGCAUCAGUGCGGUUGGUCGCAAUUUUCUGUCCCUCCAGCGCUCGGAGCACGUUGAGGUGAAGCAGGGUGACAUCAUCGGGUGGUACAACUCCAAUGGCGGUAAGCUGGCCUACCAGACGGCAGACGCUGCGCUCGACGGGCCGGAGUUCCGUCCAACCCAGUCCAACUACAACAGCCGACUGUCGGGAGGGUACAUUGCCUAUGCGUCCGGGGCAUCGGUGCACAAUUAUAAGCAUGCCCUCAAGGCCCACGUGGUGCGGCCUUCACACCUGCAUGUGUUUCAUAACUACACUUGGGAGGCGAGUCGGAGAAACAUCUCGGUGAAUGCAAGUAACAACCUGGCGUCCGGGAUAUGGGACAUGCAACAUGAGAUCAAGGUCAUGGAAGUUGUGUCACAACUUACGUUUAAUGCACCGUAUUUGGCCGUGGUAACCGAGCAGCAAAGGCUCACCAUCAACGCACAUCUUGGGACAGAGGUUACAUACCACUGGUUCUUUGGCAACGGGGACGAGUACGUCUCGCAGGACAACUAUUCCAACUAUACGUGGAUGGAUGAUGGAGUUUAUAACAUUACUCUGAGGGCUUAUAAUGACAUCAGCCAAGAUAUAUAUGAGCAUUAUGUGGUCCUGCAACAUAAGGUCCAAGGUUUUGACUGGAAGGAUUCUGAACCUAAAUCCACAUGGACAGAUUAUCCCAUUACUCCAAAGAUCUUUGGUUCCGAGACAGUAAUCAAUUUUGGCAUGGAUCUAGGAACAAAUGUCACCUACGAAAUUGAAAUAGGGGACGGAAUUGUACCUACGCUCAUUUUGUUCCACGAUGAGGAACUAGAUGUACCGAUGCUACUCUUCGAACCCCCCGAGCCAACAACCGCAGCGGCACCAGUCUAUGAAUUGAACUGUACGUUCGUUAUGGACAACGUGACCGUGGACGAUGCCCAAAUGGACGACGAUAACAACAGCUCUCUCUCCAGCAAUGGUACAUUUGGCAAUGGCACCUUUGGUAACGAGACAAUGAUGGGUAACGAGACAUCUUCUUCCCUUAACGGGACCGGCGGUUCGGUUGGUGGCCGGUGGGUAUGCGUGAAUGUGACGGUCAAUGUGGCUAGUGGUGUGGAGGGACCUACGAGGGAACCGCCUAGGGAUUUGACAGAUCGCCUGAGUGUCUUACACAACGGUUUGACUGGGAGUGUGUAUACUGUUUAUGAAAGUAUAGGCUACUAUCCCGUGACUGUCAAUGCUUCCAACAGAGUCAGCUGGGCAAUGAUAACUUCCACAGCCGUGGUUCAGAUUGAGAUUACAAACUUCCACAUCGUCGAUCCGCCUCCGCUGAAGUUCGGUGAAACGCAGAUCGUCGGAGUAGGUUUUGACACCGGCACCAACUUGUCCUUUACGGGUAGUUUCGCGGGAAACACUCUGGACUUGACCAACAAGUCGCUGUACCACAUGGAUGAUGUCAUCGGAGAGGGCUACAUCGUCAUUGGAACAGACAUGUACGACGACCGUGGUUUCUACACGUUGGAGUUGACUACUUGGAACUUGGUGAGCGGCCCAAUCACGGAUUCCGUCGAGGUGCAAGUAGAGUUCGCAAUCAAGGACUUCAAGAUGGAAGUGUCCGAGAUGUAUAUCAUCCCAUUCACCACAAUUUCCAUCCGAUUCGACAUGCAGAUCGGCUCCGAUCUGACUAUAGUCAUGGACGCUGAUGACGGCUGGUCCAAGGUAUUCAUCGACGAAGAGAUGCACAGAUCGCAGAACGACUUCUACCUGGAGUGGCACCAGUUCGGAGUGGCGCGAGACUAUAAUAUCACCAUCCACGCAAUCAGCGCUGUGAGUGAUGAGCUGAUCUGGAUCGAGAUCAAGGUGCAGAAUCCAGUGGAGUUUGUCGUCAUGACUGUAUUCACACCGGGCUCCAUCCCGUACAUGGAGGUGGGUACUAUCCGUUACGAAUAUGCGUAUAACGGAGACCAGGCCAUGCCGCCAACCGACGCUACCGCUGAGUACUUCCUGGCCCAUGGAAUCGAACCGGUUGAGGACUUCCCCAUAGCUGAAACUAACCCGGUUGUUCAUAACCUAAGUCUUGCUGACUACGGACCCUACUCGACGUUUGUCAACAUCUCCAACCUGGUGAGCUGGAUGAAUUUCACCAAGGAGAUUGAAAUGGAGAGGCCGAUUCUGGGGCUAGUUGUGACCUGUAAAAAUCCUCAUUUGAGAGUCGGCCAGAAGGCUGUCCUGACGGCGACCAUUGACUGGGGCUCUCGAGUCAAAUGGACCUGGGACUUCAAAGACGGGGAUGUAGUCGGUCUCGGAACGAAAGGGGCACGGACACGCAGGCACAAAUACAAUGAUGAGGGCAGGUAUUAUGUGGAAUUGGUGGCCUACAAUUUACUCGGAGAAGUUCUGUACACUCUGCCAGACCCAGUUAUAGUGGAGUAUCCCGUGGAGGGCAUGGAGUGGGUCGGCAGAAGGCUGACGCGUCUUUACGUUGCGCAGAUCUACGCCCCCGUUACCUUCCACCUUCUGUUGGUCAACGACGUUAAAUUUCCAACGGAUGCUGAUUAUGAGAUUGACUUUGGCGACGGUGAGUUCAUCGGGGCUCGCGACCUGACCAUGGACAAGGCGGACAGCUCCAAAAACACUGACUUUCAGCUUCAUGUCCUGAGCGAGACCCACUACUAUGAUACGUGGGGAAACUACAACGUCACCAUCCACAUGUGGAAUUACGUCACCGACGUGACGCUCGUCUACAACAUCUGGAUCUAUGAGACAAUCACCCAGCUGGAGAAGGAGAUCAACUACAACGAGUUGAUCAUGGACGGGGACUACUCCCCCGGCAAUGAGACGCUUGACUUGGAAGGAUUCGACGUCGGCAAAAACUACUUCAAACUCGAAGAGGCGAUUGUUGCGAAGGCGACAAUGGCAUCUGGUACAGGGUUAACAUACACCUGGGACUUUGGGGAUAUUUACUUUGAACCGCCAGCGACCGCCACACCUGGACCCUCGACUAUGGGGACUACGGAAGCAACUACUGUAGCGCCUACCACUACUCUGGCACCAACCACCCCGCCUGAACCUUGCACGUAUCUCUACAGCGAGUGGGCCAGCCUCAUUGUUGAUCAGCUCACCUCAGAAGAUGACGAAAAAAUAGCACUGAUGGAGGCGUCUUUAAUACCCAAUUGUUCCUAUGUGGAGGUGGUACAGAAUGUUACCCUAAAUGGAACCGAUGGGAUGUGGGUUAACUCCACCGAUGGAAACUCCACUGAUUUGUACUGUGUUGAGGUAAACGGCACAAACUCAAACCUCACCAACUCUACUGGUUACAGUCACACAAUCGAUGGCAACGGCACCACCAUCUACUGUUUUAAUAGUAGUGAUAUUAAUAAUACAGCAUCACCAGUAUUGGAACUUGUUUGUGAAGUAUCACCCAUUUAUCUUGUCACGCAGAGAGACUUGUGCGUCAAAUAUGACAAUUUUCAAGGGGAGGACGACUUUCUCUACAAUUUGACCCUAAUGGCUACCUUGAAUUACACAAGAUCUUUUAAUUUCUCCGAUGUGUACAAUUUCAACACCACCAACAAUUUCACCAAUGCGAGUUACAGCAACUGGCUGGAUGAUGUUGACUCGCCUGAGCUGAAUAUUACACUUGUAGAUUUAGUUGAUGCACUUAAGGAAAGGUACUGCUUGAAGGCUGACAUUCUGACCGGAAUCGCAGACCUCGUCAUCCGCAAUAACUUCACCACAAUCCCACCUGUUUGUGCACCUCCGACCCCGGCGCCCACUACAACCUUGCCGCCACCAACCACUACACCACCAACUGAGCCUCCGGCCACUUACGCUCCAUGGGUAGUCCAGACGACGGAACCAAGAGCGAUCUGGUGGUAUACGAAGCGAGGGAUAUACACCGUCACCCUCAAUGUCUCCAACCCCGUCCACUGGGUCGUGGUGACCAAAACCAUCGUGAUACAGAGAGGCAUCUUCGACUUGGAGCUCUCCGACCACGGACCGCGCUCGAAAAACACCACCAUAGAGUUUGAGCUUGACACAGGAAAUGUGGGAACAGACGUCUGCUACUUUGUUGACUUUCGCGACCAGCAGUCUGAAAUUAACCCCCUCGCCUUCUGGGGACACCGCAAAACAUGCGAGGAGAGAUACCCUGACGAGUUUGCAGACCCCUUUCUGCGCUUCACGGAGGUCAGUAACGCUUACCUAGAGGGUCUACUCUUGGCCGGGAGAAGUCCAAAUAUCACCCUCACCAAUGUCUUUCUGUCGGUUAAUCAGUUCAGGAUCGUCGUCCGGGCACACAACAGGGUCUCCGAACAGAAUAUUUUCAUGCCGACUGCAGUCACGAAAGGACCCUGCUUCUAUCCAGAGGUAAGAGUGAAGGACAAUAACAACUGUGAUCAGUAUUACCCUUUCUGUGACGAGGACGGGAAUCGUGAGUACUACGCCUCGAAGGAUGUUUACGUCUACUCGUAUGUCAAGAUCAACUGUACGUCAACGCCAUACACGAUGUAUACAUGGAGGUCAUAUGAGAUCGACGACCAGGGUCAGGAGACGGAAUUCUUUGAGUUGGGCGAAACAGAAAUGGCCGGUUUCACUCGCCGGGAGCUGGCCGUCAAGCAGUUCGUUCUUCCGUACGGCGUCUACCGCUUUGAGCUAAACGUCUCCAUGUGGGGAGAGCGUGGUGUGGAGUCCCUAGACUCAACCACGAUCCGCGUUGUGCCUACUCCUCUCAUCGCCAAGAUUGCCGGCGGAUCGGAGCGUAUCAUCCGCUGGAACGAUAGAGCAGACAUUGACGGAUUCACGGAUACGUACGAUCCGGAUGUUGACCCUUCAGAUCGAUCUGGAAUCCGCUUUGUGUGGCUGUGCCGCAGGGAGCAUGAGACGUUUCAGGAAUGGAAUUGGGACUAUACGGAGAUGCUACAAGAAGGAGGAGUGAAUGCGUCUUUCAUCCAUGAGAAAGGAGACGUAGGAGGAUGCUUCGGCCGGUAUGGAUACGACAUGGCUGGAUUUGGAGGCAAGUUGAAUGAAACAGCCAGCCAGAUGGAGAUAGAUACAUACUACAUGCAUGAAGAGAUGGUCUAUGAAUUAAAACUGGUUGUAUUCAAGGAUACCAGGCGAGCCGAGUUCACACAGAUCCUCUAUGUGGCCACCGGUUCCCCACCUCGUAUGGAGAUAAGCUGUAAGACCAACUGUAAAUCUAAGCUCAAUCCAACCAGUCGCUUUGCUCUGGAGUCGACCAAUCUGGACUGGAGACGUGGGAUGAUCCUGUACUAUAGGUGGGAGAUCUACAGCAUCAUCAUAGAGGGGUUUAAGACCACCAUACAGCUAAUCGACACCAAUGACUGGCUGUCUUUCUCUGGGACUGGCAAUGAUAAGGCCAACUUGGCAAUCGAUGCAGGCUUCUUCGCUGAUGAGGAACGAUAUAGGAUCCGUAUCUACUGUGAUCGGUCUCCGGACUUCACUAACUUCGGUAUGGCCUCCCAGGAUAUCCUUGCUAAUGAGCGUCCCAUCGUUGGUAACUGCACCAUGCUACCAGAGAACGGGACAGCGCUGGAGACAGAGUUCAACAUUUUCUGUGAGGAUUGGGCAGACCCCGAUCUCCCCCUCAACUUCAGGUUCGCUCAGCGGUUACUGGAGACUGAUUCUUGGACAUGGAUGUAUAGCGAAGAUGACGACAAAAUAGCACUGAUGGAGGCGUCUUUAAUACCCAAUUGUUCCUAUGUGGAGGUGGUACAGAAUGUUACCCUAAAUGGAACCGAUGGGAUGUGGGUUAACUCCACCGAUGGAAACUCCACUGAUUUGUACUGUGUUGAGGUAAACGGCACAAACUCAAACCUCACCAACUCUACUGGUUACAGUCACACAAUCGAUGGCAACGGCACCACCAUCUACUGUUUUAAUAGUAGUGAUAUUAAUGAUACAGCAUCACCAGUAUUGGAACUUGUUUGUGAAGUAUCACCCAUUUAUCUUGUCACGCAGAGAGACUUGUGCGUCAAAUAUGACAAUUUUCAAGGGGAGGACGACUUUCUCUACAAUUUGACCCUAAUGGCUACCUUGAAUUACACAAGAUCUUUUAAUUUCUCCGAUGUGUACAAUUUCAACACCACCAACAAUUUCACCAAUGCGAGUUACAGCAACUGGCUGGAUGAUGUUGACUCGCCUGAGCUGAAUAUUACACUUGUAGAUUUAGUUGAUGCACUUAAGGAAAGGUACUGCUUGAAGGCUGACAUUCUGACCGGAAUCGCAGACCUCGUCAUCCGCAAUAACUUCACCACAAUCCCACCUGUUUGUGCACCUCCGACCCCGGCGCCCACUACAACCUUGCCGCCACCAACCACUACACCACCAACUGAGCCUCCGGCCACUUACGCUCCAUGGGUAGUCCAGACGACGGAACCAAGAGCGAUCUGGUGGUAUACGAAGCGAGGGAUAUACACCGUCACCCUCAAUGUCUCCAACCCCGUCCACUGGGUCGUGGUGACCAAAACCAUCGUGAUACAGAGAGGCAUCUUCGACUUGGAGCUCUCCGACCACGGACCGCGCUCGAAAAACACCACCAUAGAGUUUGAGCUUGACACAGGAAAUGUGGGAACAGACGUCUGCUACUUUGUUGACUUUCGCGACCAGCAGUCUGAAAUUAACCCCCUCGCCUUCUGGGGACACCGCAAAACAUGCGAGGAGAGAUACCCUGACGAGUUUGCAGACCCCUUUCUGCGCUUCACGGAGGUCAGUAACGCUUACCUAGAGGGUCUACUCUUGGCCGGGAGAAGUCCAAAUAUCACCCUCACCAAUGUCUUUCUGUCGGUUAAUCAGUUCAGGAUCGUCGUCCGGGCACACAACAGGGUCUCCGAACAGAAUAUUUUCAUGCCGACUGCAGUCACGAAAGGACCCUGCUUCUAUCCAGAGGUAAGAGUGAAGGACAAUAACAACUGUGAUCAGUAUUACCCUUUCUGUGACGAGGACGGGAAUCGUGAGUACUACGCCUCGAAGGAUGUUUACGUCUACUCGUAUGUCAAGAUCAACUGUACGUCAACGCCAUACACGAUGUAUACAUGGAGGUCAUAUGAGAUCGACGACCAGGGUCAGGAGACGGAAUUCUUUGAGUUGGGCGAAACAGAGAUGGCCGGUUUCACUCGCCGGGAGCUGGCCGUCAAGCAGUUCGUUCUUCCGUACGGCGUCUACCGCUUUGAGCUAAACGUCUCCAUGUGGGGAGAGCGUGGUGUGGAGUCCCUAGACUCAACCACGAUCCGCGUUGUGCCUACUCCUCUCAUCGCCAAGAUUGCCGGCGGAUCGGAGCGUAUCAUCCGCUGGAACGAUAGAGCAGACAUUGACGGAUUCACGGAUACGUACGAUCCGGAUGUUGACCCUUCAGAUCGAUCUGGAAUCCGCUUUGUGUGGCUGUGCCGCAGGGAGCAUGAGACGUUUCAGGAAUGGAAUUGGGACUAUACGGAGAUGCUACAAGAAGGAGGAGUGAAUGCGUCUUUCAUCCAUGAGAAAGGAGACGUAGGAGGAUGCUUCGGCCGGUAUGGAUACGACAUGGCUGGAUUUGGAGGCAAGUUGAAUGAAACAGCCAGCCAGAUGGAGAUAGAUACAUACUACAUGCAUGAAGAGAUGGUCUAUGAAUUAAAACUGGUUGUAUUCAAGGAUACCAGGCGAGCCGAGUUCACACAGAUCCUCUAUGUGGCCACCGGUUCCCCACCUCGUAUGGAGAUAAGCUGUAAGACCAACUGUAAAUCUAAGCUCAAUCCAACCAGUCGCUUUGCUCUGGAGUCGACCAAUCUGGACUGGAGACGUGGGAUGAUCCUGUACUAUAGGUGGGAGAUCUACAGCAUCAUCAUAGAGGGGUUUAAGACCACCAUACAGCUAAUCGACACCAAUGACUGGCUGUCUUUCUCUGGGACUGGCAAUGAUAAGGCCAACUUGGCAAUCGAUGCAGGCUUCUUCGCUGAUGAGGAACGAUAUAGGAUCCGUAUCUACUGUGAUCGGUCUCCGGACUUCACUAACUUCGGUAUGGCCUCCCAGGAUAUCCUUGCUAAUGAGCGUCCCAUCGUUGGUAACUGCACCAUGCUACCAGAGAACGGGACAGCGCUGGAGACAGAGUUCAACAUUUUCUGUGAGGAUUGGGCAGACCCCGAUCUCCCCCUCAACUUUAGGUUCGCUCAGCGGUUACUGGAGACUGAUUCUUGGACAUGGAUGUAUAGCGGUGAGAAGCCCUACAUGGCUCAGCCGUCUAUCUUCCCACAGGGCUAUGAGGCUGAAGAUUACACAGUCUUUAUCUUAGUUCGAGUCGAUGACUUUAUUGGGUCUUACUCUGAUCUGGAACUUAGAGUGCGGGUGGUAGCUCCAUCACUCAGUGGCGCCGACAUGACAGAGAAGCUGAAGAACCUUACAUCAGGCGAGGGCAGUAUCAUGUCGGAAAUGAUCUCCUCUGGAGAUGCAGGCGGGGCAGCUAACAUUGUCGCCGCCUGUGCAGGCAUGUUGAAUAUAGCCUCAUCAAACGCUGCGGCCAGUACGGCGACGACUAUCGCUGCCACUACAGCCGCUACUGUUGAGAAUGUGCGAAGGAGGAAGCGGAAUGCAGGGGAGAGCGAUGAGCUGACAGAAGAUGAGCUCCUAGCAGCUAGGCUUGAAGCAGAGAGAAUCGCUGCUGAGCAGGCUGAGGCUGACAGGCUGGAGAGAGAAGGGAUGCGUGAGAGUAUGAUUGGUGCCCUGUCUCUCUCCUCACCUAACAAUGUGGGUUCCAUGAAACAGCUGGCAUCAGCCUUCGUACAGGCAUCAGGCUCUGCUUCAGAAAUCUCAACCAGUUCGGCGGAGAAUUCCAUGGCUACUGGAUUGAAGUUCAUGGAUCUACUACAAGAGAAGGCUGGUGAGGCUGGGGCUGAUGAGGUAGAGGACAGCGGUAAAGGAAUCCUUACUAUGAUGGGCAAUGCGGGCAGUGGUGUCCAGAACAAAGCCAGCAAGUCCAAAGCAGCGGCAGCAUCAGCAGCAGCAGCGAGAGCAGCCACCAUGGUGACUACGCCACUACCCAGGGUAGCUAGAGACGUCAGCAGUGUGGGGUCUUCAUACGUUGAUCACGAGGCUCUGGAGGCCCAAGCAGAUGCUGAGGUCGCAGCCAUGAACGAAUUGAGUAAAUCCAUGAGUGACAGUACCAAUGCCAUGUCUGGUAACCUGAUGAACACAGUGAAUAGUGGAAUGGUGACUGGCCAGGCACCCAUCCUUAUGCCCUCUGCAGGGUUGAACUUAACCGUUGAUAAAUCCUUCACUGAGAACCUCGAUCACCGAACCUUCGGUACAGCUGGUGGCUCAUCAUUUGUUCUUCCGUCUGUUACAUCCCUGUUUGGGAGCGGCAAUGCGACAACGCUCUUUGUAGAUGCACAGGUAACCAUGGAGAAAGAAAACAGUAAAACCUGGUCUAACGGUUCCGGGAGCGUCGCCGGCUCCACGGCGAAAUUGACCUUCCGCAACGAGACGGGCGGGGCAAUAGACAUCAGUGAGCUGGAGGAACCCAUCGAGGUGUGGACGGAGAGGACAGACGACCAGAUGGACACGUCUAGCAUUGAGACUAUCUAUGAAGUGACCACACCCUUGGCGGAGAACGCAGUUGUUCAUGAAAUCAUGAACGCCCCAUACACCAGUAUGCACAUCACAGUCAAUGUCAUGCCCAAUAACUUCACGGAUGUGGACAAUGUGACCCUGUUUCUGUACCUACGGGUGGGACAGGCCCCGACCAUUGACCUGUAUGACUUCAACUGCACAUUACCCAAGAGAUACGAUGGCUAUGAGUACAUCAACGUAUCCAUGGAUACUCUACCAGAUCCAAACACCUGCUUCUUCAGUAAUAAGCUUCUAGACAGCUAUGGCAAUGGGAGUACCGUACCAGUCUACCUGAUCAUCAAGCACACAGGUGGAGAUAAUGCCUCGUACUCAGAAUACCUGGACACUGCAGAGUAUAGCAACUUCUGGCAGAUCACCUACGCCUUGCGCCCAUGGAGUGCCAAAUGCUCCUACUAUAAUGAAGAAAUUGAAGACUGGGCUACUGAUGGAUGCGAGGUUGGGCCGUUGACCACCCUGUACAAGACGCAGUGCUUCACCACUCACCUGACGGCGUUUGGCGGGGGCUUUGAGGUCCCGAUCAACGGUAUCGAUCUGUCGGACUCGGCCUUUGGCAAGCUGGAUGAGAACCCAGUGGUGUUUGCCUUCAUGACGUGUUGUCUGUGUAUUUAUCUGACUGUCAUGCUAUGGGCCAAUAAGGCCGACCAGCGAGACAAGGUUAAGGCCGGUGCUACUCCAUUAGCGGACAACGACCCUAGAGAUCACUACAUGUAUGAAAUCACUGUCUUUACAGGAAUGCGCGCUGGUUCAAAUACCUCAGCCAAGGUGUCCUUGAUCCUGACUGGGGAUGCUGAGGAGUCCAGGCCCCGCCUCUUAGAUGACCCCAAGAGGAAGGUCUUCAAGGUUGGGGGUAUUGACACCUUCGUCCUGGCGGCGCCCCGCUCCCUGGGCAACCUUCAACAUGUUCGCAUCUGGCAUAACAACAAAGGGAAGCACGCUUCUUGGUACCUGAACCGUCUCUCUGUCAAGGAUCUGCAGACGGAUCGUAUGUACUACUUCAUGUUGGAUCGCUGGCUGGCUGUCGAAGAGGAUGACGGACAGAUUGAACGAGUAAUCCCAAUCGCUGGUAAGAGUGAGCUGACCAGUUUUGGAUUCCUCUUCUACUCCAAGACCCGGCGCAACCUGAGCGACGGCCACAUGUGGUUCUCCAUCUUUGCGCGACCAGCCCGUAGCAAUUUCACCCGCAUGCAGCGCUGUACCUGCUGCCUGUCCCUGCUCUUCUCUACUAUGAUGUCCAACAUCUUCUUCUACAACGUGGACGUCACCGGCGGCAACAACGGCCAGUCGUUCGUCCUGGGCCCUGUCAGCAUCUCCGUCGGGGAGAUUUGCGUCGGCGUCAUCAGCAGCAUGAUGGUCCUCCCGGCCAACCUCAUCAUCGUCCAGAUGUUCCGGCUGUCCAGGACGCCGCCGGAUAAGAUCAACUACUUUUCCUGGUUGAAAUUCUGGAAGUGGAAAGAGGUGAAGACGGACGACGGAAAGAAGGAGGAAGAUGAGAUCGAGCAAGACAAGAAGGAACGGAUGGAUGAGAAGGCCUCGUCAGAGCUUGAGAAGCAACUUGAUUUUCUGAACACCGGCGACGACAACAAGCGUCUUUUAAAAUCGGCUCGUAGCCGGGUGGUGAGGUUCCAAGAUGAAGUGGCGGAGGAGGAGAACCAAGAAGGCGAGGAAGGAGAGAAGAAAGAAAACGAUGAGCUGCAACUUGUAGCCGGCGUCAAGACCAAGAAGAAGAAGCCAAAGUUCAUGUUGCCCUGGGGAUGUCAGUUCAUCGGUUGGGCUGUUGCGUUCUGCACUGUGGGCGUGGCAUUCUGGUUGACCAUCGAGGUGGCCGGACAGUUUGGUGUUGAGAAGGCGACAGAGUGGCUGACUUCCAUGGCUUGCUCUCUAGUCCAGGAUAUCCUGUUCUCUCAGCCGAUCAAGGUUCUUUGCCUCGCCACAUUUUAUGCCUUGGUCAUCAAGCGGCCAGACAAGGAAGACGACCAGCCUUCCACGCCUCACCUCAAAUCAGACGAGGAGUACAUCCACGAGAGACUGACUGAGGAAGAAUUGAAAGACCCCGAGAAGUUGGCGCAGCUGGAACGGCAGAAACAGGAAUGCCCUAUCAAACCACCGGAUACUGAUGAGCUGGAAGAGGCACGAGAGACACGAUUCAAGGAGAUCAAGAUGGAUGCCAUAUUGAAGGAGAUCGGGCUGUAUAUGUUCUAUCUGUACAUCCUUCUACUCAUUGCGUAUGGUAACAAGGACCCCAGCAGUCAUGGCGUCUUUAACUCCAUGGAAAGCGUCUUUGUCAAUGCAGAUUACAACGGCAUCACCAGAUUUGAUUCGGUGUCUUCUCGUACAAAGUUUUGGAAGCAUGUAAAGGAAGUCUUUGUGCCGUCUCUGUACGCCGGGACACAUUACAACGGGGUCCUCGAUGAAACGUCAGCCCAGCAAAAGUUCAUUGCAGACCGUGCGCAUAAACUGCUUGGAGUUGCGAGGCUCAGACAAGUCCGAGUCUACACCAAUUCGUGCAAGAUUGAAGAGGAGAUGAGGAACACCAUUGAUCAUUGUAUAGAUGAGUAUUCCUCGGCUGAUGAUGUGGAGAUUGGCUACAAUGAGGGAUGGGAACCAGCCAAUGAAUCAAUUCCGAUAGACUACGACUCGUCUGCCUUCCUGGGUGUGUGGAAGUACAGAGGCUGGUUGGAGUUAGAUUCCUACCCAACCAUCGGGGAUAUCACCAGUUACUUCGGCGGAGGGUUCACCGUGCAGUUUGGCGUCAACAUUGAGGAGGACAUGGUCAUGAUCGAUUACCUGAUAGACCAGAAGUGGGUGGACCAGCAGACGAGGGCGGUGUUCUUUGAGUUCGUCGUGUACAACCCGACGUCCAAUACGCACAUUAUCUCGCACUGUAUGGUUGAAUUUCCCCCUACAGGAGGUGCUUUUCCGUUUCCUAAAUUUCAAACGAUGACACUGGACCACUACUAUGGCACAUUUGCUUAUUUUGUGAUGGCAGCUGAAGUCAUCUUCUCUGUGCUUCUGCUCUUCUACGUCGGUAGGGAGGCUGCUCUGAUCAAGAAGCAAAAGAAGGCCUACUUCAAAGAUCCUUGGAAUGUCUAUGGGGUGAUCAACCAUGGGCUGGCUAUCGGAGCUAUUGUCAGCUACUUGUAUCGACUCUUACAGGCCAAUGAGCUAACAGAGGAGAUCAACGCUGCGCCUAAUGAAUUCCAUAACUUUCAGUUCUUGGCGUACUGGGAUUAUAUCUACCUGACCAUGGUUGGGCUUUGUUUGUUCAUGGCGAUCAUCAAGUUCACUCGACUGCUGAGGUUUAAUCAGAAGAUGCUGAUGCUAACGGACACUGUCAACAAAUUUGCGUAUGAGUUAUCGUUGUUCAUGAUCAUGUUUGGUGUGGUGUACAUGGGAUACGCUAGUUUCUGCUUCUUAGUAUUCUUCCAGUUACGUGACUACAGCACGGUCCUGCGCACUUUGCUGUCCCUCUUCGGCACCCUCCUUGGCAAAUUUGAGUUUGAGGAUCUGUUAGAAGUGGAUCGGUACAUGGGUCCGCUCUUCUUCUUCAGUUACGUCGUGAUUGUCAUGUGGACUCUGACGAACAUGCUACUGGCCAUCAUCUGUGAAGCCUUCGCUAAGGUCCAAGAGGAGACUGCCCAGCGCAAGAAUGAGCUUGAGAUUGUAGACUUUAUGGUGAACCGCUUCAAGAAAUGGAGCGGAAUGUCAGAGAAGAGAAUCAAACAAACUGGCAAGGUCCACACUUACAUUGAAGGUAUUGAUCCAAUACAAGCAGAGUGUGAUGACCUUAAAUUCAAACUGGACGAUAUGAUCGGCCGACUCAAUGAUUUCGUCAAGGUGGUCAAGAAAGAGGACAAGGAGUUGUUUGGAGGAGAGACUGAGGAUGACGACAAACCCAGAGUCAUCUACCUGGGAUAAGAAAUCAGUUUUUUUAAGAGAAAUUACAAAUAGAACUAGAGCAGUGUCAAAUAAUAAUAAUAAUAAUAAUAAUAAUAAUAAUAAUAAUAAUAAUAAUAAUAAACAAGCAUUUCUAUAGCGCCCCACGAAGAACGGAGCGCUUUACAAAGAAGAGGAACAAAGAAAGGGCCUCUGUACAUAAUAUAUGUUGUAAAGAACUGUCAGUCACAACAAAGUCACUCAGUUCAGAGGUGAACUUCAUACAGCUACUGAAACACAUACAUUUGCUUAGAAC
Asterias rubens (European starfish) is the source of this 15931-nucleotide messenger RNA. RefSeq lists its product as uncharacterized. Gene Ontology annotation, cellular component: membrane. The coding region runs from base 1 to 15657 and encodes 5218 amino acids. The transcript has 51 exons. Lineage: Eukaryota; Metazoa; Echinodermata; Asteroidea; Forcipulatida; Asteriidae. Gene Ontology annotation, molecular function: protein binding; calcium ion binding; calcium channel activity. Gene Ontology annotation, biological process: detection of mechanical stimulus. The record is from RefSeq and is a predicted model, not a curated record.